Molecule: messenger RNA, 1044 nt
Organism: Aspergillus puulaauensis
Lineage: Eukaryota; Fungi; Ascomycota; Eurotiomycetes; Eurotiales; Aspergillaceae
Exons: 3
Coding region: 1-1044 (347 amino acids)
Source: RefSeq, a predicted model, not a curated record
AUGUCCCACAACAUCCUCAUCACCGGCGCCUCAGGCUACCUGGGCGGCACUCUGCUCGCCCGCUGGAAAGCCGCCCACCUGCCCGCAUACAACACUCUCUACGCCCUCGUGCGGUCCGACCAGCAAGCACACUCCGUAAAGGCAUACGGCGCCGAACCACUCAUCCUCGAUCUCAAGGACCUCGAAACCGUAACUCGCACAGUCGUGCAGAAGGAAAUCAGCAUAAUCUAUUUCCUGGUCGACGCAUUCAAUGUCCACGUGCAAAAGGCCCUAAUCGGGGCCCUGGAGCAGGUCAAGGAGAAGACCGGGCGCGACGUGCACUUCCUACAUACGACUGGCGCAAAGGCGUUUAGUUCGCAUGUUGGCAUGGACGGUGCGACACGGCUCCUCGAUACGGACCCGCGGCUGUACGAGAUCCAGAAGACGACUGUCUCGCCUAUUCCGAUUUUUAGUCAGAUCGCACGCACAAACACCGACAUAAUCGACACAGCCGAGGCCGCCGGGGUAAGGAGCUACAUCUUCGCCCCGUGCAUCGUCUACGGUGAAGGCGAGGGAUUCGGGAACCGCAUCUCAAUCCAGGACGUGGCGAUUGUUCGUGCCGCAAAAGCUGCGGGGCGAGUUUACAGAGUGGACUCGGAUCGGCCGGUGUGGCCUGUCUGUCACAUUCACGAUAACACCGAGCUCUACCUGCAGAUUCUGCGGCAGAUCCUGCAGGGUAAGGACGUCGGACACGGUAAGGAGGGGUUCUUCCUUGCUGCAUCGGGGAGUGUAGCAUGGGACGAAAUCUACCAGGCGUUUGCGAAGGCGUUGGCAAAGCGCGGUGUCAUUGAGACUGAUGAGGUCGAGCUUGCGGAUGAAUCGGGUUUGGAGAAGAUGGCCAAGGGACUUGAUUUGCAGAAUGGGACUGUUGCGAUUCAGCUUGGGGGAGGGUGCAAUUUCACAGCUGCGCAUGGCAGCAAGAUCGGGUGGAAGCCUCAGUAUGCGCCGGAGCAUAUUCUCGAGGUAGCUGAUGAGGAAGUCGAGCAGAUUCUAAAGUCGCUUUAG